UUGUGAAUGCAGCUCACGUUGGACGAAGGAGUUGCCUCCUCGCAACAGCAUCAAAUUUAUGAUCUCCCUGGACGGAAUAUUCCACGCAUCCUUGAGCUACGGCUGCAGUUUUGCAACAAGAUGAAACCUUUUUAAACGAUUCGGAGCAACUUCACAAUGCUGAAGCUGCCUUGAGGCGCGAUCAUCCGCGGAUGGGUCUGGUCCCUAUCAGCUGAGACAUCGGUUACAAUCCGCGGUGAGACUGUCGAGGCGGGACCGCAGACGGGAUGGUGGAGCGGUCGGACCGAGCACCUUUGCUGGACUGGGAGGAGGUUCCGUCCGCUGAGAAAGCCGGUAGCGCGGACGAACACGAGCGACUAUCGAGCCCGUCAACACCGGGGCAUGGGUGGAGCAGCGGUGCGGGGGGUCUCUCUUCAAACAGGUCUGCCUUCAACGCAGACGGCUGCGGCGCCCCACCCGUGACCUCCAUCACCCAGGCGGGCACGGAUGAAACGCCGCAUCCGGACAAGGUGGUGCAUCCCUCGGAUUCAGGACCGAGGGACAUCCCGCUGGAGGACAGGAUGGUGACAUGGGAGGAGAAGGACCAAAUUGUAUCAGUCUUCGUGGUUACAUUCAACACCAGAACAGGCAACAUGCUGGAGUGGUGCCUCCCUAAAGAUAUGGAUCUGGAAGGGGUGGAAUUCAAAGCUAUCGCCAGCGGGUCCCAUAGAGUCACCACAGACUUCAUCUACUUCCGCAAAGGCUGCUACUUUGGCCUGGCCUGCUUCGCCAACAUGGCCGUGGAGAGCACGGCGGAGCGCGGCGCCAGGAUGAAGUCGGUGGGGAUCCUGUCUCCUUCGUACACGUUGCUUUACCGCUACAUGAGCUUCCUGGAGCACCAGGUCAGACUCCAGCUUCAGUCCCCGGGACAUUACUCCCCACUGGAGGCCUUCUACGAGGACAAGAGGGCGCUGCUGCCCUCUAGCGGUGAUGAAGCUGUUACUACCUGCCCUGUCAACGCUUGGGGGGCUGCCAUCAACCAUAGCAUGCACCCAGAAAUGAAGAUCACACACCCGGCAGGCUGCAUGUCCCAGUUCAUCCGCUUCUUCGGAGAGCAGAUCAUGGUGCUCUGGAAGCUAGCUCUCCUCCGGAGGCGAAUCCUCAUCUUCUCGCCUCCGCCCGUGGGUGUGGUCUGCUACAGAGUGUACUGCUGCUGCUGCCUGGCAAACAUCUCCAUCCCAGGGGUGGGCGUGGCCGUGCCAGAGUUCAGGCCUUUCUUCUACGUCAACGUCGCUGACAUCAGCGCGCUGGAGAACGAACUCUCCUAUGUUGCAUGUACAACGGAGAAGAUCUUUGAGGAAAAGAGGGAUCUGUAUGACGUCUAUGUGGACAAUCAGAACGUCAAGACCCACAGAGAUGGCCUGAAGCCUUUGCUCCGCAUCAGCAGCGCCGACAGGGAGAAAUAUCGCAAGCUUACCGAGCAGAGGAAGCUGCUGCUGUACUCUCAGGAGGAGAAUGGCGACUGUGUGUCCAGUGAAGAGGAUUUGUUUAUUCUGUUUUUCUUGGAGCAGAACAACAGGAUUUUCCAAACCCUGAGCGAGGUGGCGGGGAGUCCCGACCCCACGCUGACCCAGGAGAAUGUGAGAGCCAUGGGCCUGGACCCUCACGGUGACAGGCUCUUCCUGCUCCACCUGCUGGAGAUCUACGGCUUUGACACCCUGCUGGUGUCCGAUCAGCUCUGCUGCAGCUGAAAUAUCGAUUCCCCAUAUUGAUUUCCCAUUGUUGACUAUCUCGAGCCCUCUGGAUCAUCUGUGGCAUCAGAUUUUUGUUCUUUGUGCUGCCUCUGAUCUGAUCUUCAAGCCAAGCCGAGCAUCGUGUGACUGUUCCGGGAAAUACGCCCCACCAUGGAGACCGGAGGCUGCAUUGUAACACAAACCGGUAAUAGUAGCGUCCUGGUCUUUGCCUUGUUCAUAUCCUUCAAGUGCAAUGUCCUAUUUAAGCAUUUAUGUACAAAUCCAUGUCUUUUUUAUGUGGGAAAUGUGAAUCAUGGCAGGUAAACCACUGUUUUUUUUAACCUCAUUUGUAUUUGAAUAUUUUUUUAGCCAGAGCUGAGACCAAAUUGAAAUAUUCUCAACAGGCUUAUUUGCACGCUGCCAGCUGAGCCGCUACGUUUGCGUACGAGUACGUUUGACCUCUGCCAGUAUGGUAGCAAGACAAGCACAUGCCUGCAGGGAGUGAGCUGAGAGAUGUGUUGCCCAACAUGAACCAUGCCUAUCCAUUUUUCUUUCAGCUUUAGCCGUGUGUAGAUACUCAAUGGCUGUACGUUUAUAUCAGUGAUGACGUGGGAUCAAAUGAAUGUGUUUUCUAAGGCAAUUCUGAUCCCCUAAAGCCUAUUCUCCACCUUCAAUCAACUGUACAGGGCUCUAGUCGCAGUAGACUCAUGUUAAAACACUUUUAUUUAUUUUACUGUAAACCAUUUCAGAAAUAAAGUCAAUUUGAA
Doryrhamphus excisus (bluestripe pipefish) is the source of this 2479-nucleotide messenger RNA. Its product is annotated as DENN domain-containing protein 11-like. The record is from RefSeq and is a predicted model, not a curated record. NCBI's taxonomy places the organism in Eukaryota, Metazoa, Chordata, Actinopteri, Syngnathiformes, Syngnathidae. Gene Ontology annotation, cellular component: cytoplasm.